This is a messenger RNA of Baudoinia panamericana UAMH 10762, 1760 nucleotides long. RefSeq lists its product as uncharacterized. Gene Ontology annotation, molecular function: metal ion transmembrane transporter activity. Gene Ontology annotation, biological process: zinc ion transport; transmembrane transport. Lineage: Eukaryota; Fungi; Ascomycota; Dothideomycetes; Mycosphaerellales; Teratosphaeriaceae. The coding region runs from base 199 to 1521 and encodes 440 amino acids. Gene Ontology annotation, cellular component: membrane. The transcript has 2 exons. The record is from RefSeq and is a predicted model, not a curated record.
CUCCCAAGCUUUCAACUGCUUCGCUUCGCUUCGAACUCUGCUACUCUGAUUAUAUUUAUUAUCGAACGGUGUGGUGGGGAUGUUGGUCAACGCUCGGUGAUGGCCCGUGACAGCUGGAGCAGACGACGACGACGACGACGUGAAGACAUUCACUACAACCCUCGCACAUAGCGGCUGAGGAGCAACUACUCGCCCACGAUGGAGGAGGGAGUCUUCACUCUGGUGUUGCUAUGUGUUGUAAUGGCAUGCGCCUCCUUCCUCGCCGGUGCACUCCCACUCUCCUUCUCCCUCACAUCACGACAACUCCGCCUCAUGACCGCUCUUGGCACGGGAGUGCUGGUGGGAACGGCUCUGAUCGUCAUCAUCCCCGAAGGCAUCGAGACGCUCUACAGUGCGGAUGGCAGCACACACAGCCACAGCCACAGCCGCAUGAAACGAUCACUCACAACGGGCGGACCGGUCGUCUGGACGCCCGACAUUCGAAUCACCCACAAAUUCACCGACUGGCAGAGAUUCGGCCCGCCGGUCGCGGAUGCCACGGGGAACCGUCUCGACGUCCACGCCGUCAACCCCACACGCGAAGACGACGUCUCCGCUCCCGACUCGAUACCGAACAACGAAGGCACGACCCCCGAUCAGAACACCUACUCACCCCCCCGCAGCGACCCGCACGCCUGGGUGGGCAUCUCCCUCAUCACCGGCUUCAUCCUGAUGUACCUCAUCGACACUCUCCCCCGCCACAUCACCACCCACUCCCCCUCCCCACCCCGCCGCUUCUCCAUCAGCCUCAACUCCUUCAGCUUCAACCGCCCCCGCACCUCCACCUCCGACACCGCCUCCCUCUCCACCCCCACAACCGACACCUUCUCCUCCAGCGAUCCGCAUCCGCACCCGCACCCACACCACCACGCCAACACCCAAGCGUCUUCGACCACCGUCGGCCUAGUAAUCCACGCCGUGGCCGACGGAAUCGCCCUCGGAGCCUCGACCACCACCACCACCACCUCUAAUACCCAAAACCUAACCUUCAUCAUCUUCCUCGCCCUCAUGAUCCACAAAGCCCCCGCCGCCUUCGGCCUCACCGCCGUCCUGCUCAAACAAGGCCUUUCAAAGCGGAUGGCCCGCUUCCACCUCCUCAUCUUCUCCUGCGCCGCUCCCGCCGGCGCUGUACUCACCUGGACACUCAUCCGACUCGGCGGGUACUCCCCCGCCGUGUUAGGAGAAAGCGCGAGCGCGGAGUUCGCAACGGGCGUGUUGUUGCUGUUUAGCGCGGGCACGUUUUUGUAUGUUGCGGUGCACACGAUGCAAGAGAGCGGGUCGGGGCAUGAGCAUGUGCACGUUGCGGGGAAUGGGUACUUGGGGGUGCCGGGGACGGAGAUGGGGAUGGAUGGGAUGGAGGCUGGGAUGUAUGGACAACCGGUUCUGCCGGUGAAGCGAGAAGGGCCGGAGUUGGUGGAGACGCUUGUUACGGUGGGAGGGAUGUUGUUACCGCUUCUGACGCAGUGGGGGCAUGCGCAUUAACAUUACCAUUACAAUUUGCACUUUGGCCAGUCUUCUGCAGUGCGUUCAAGCGGUUACAUUUGAAUCCCACACCAAUAUGCACGUCCACCUUUCCAUACUCCCCCAGUACCUCUAACACCCCUCAAGUAGCAUCGCCGUGCCCAUUACAGCGUCACGACCAACUUCCCCGCACUAACCCUCCCCUCCUUCAACCUCUCACAAGCCGUCUGCACAAACUCCAAACCCCUGCCCACCACCAC